This is a messenger RNA of Fukomys damarensis (Damara mole-rat), 2489 nucleotides long. RefSeq names its product fibronectin type III domain containing 9 (gene Fndc9). The record is from RefSeq and is a predicted model, not a curated record. NCBI's taxonomy places the organism in Eukaryota, Metazoa, Chordata, Mammalia, Rodentia, Bathyergidae. Gene Ontology annotation, molecular function: protein binding. The coding region runs from base 291 to 965 and encodes 224 amino acids. The transcript has 2 exons.
UUUGCGCUUUUUUGGCCAAAGGAAUGAGAGUUCCUCUCCCUGGGUAAAAGCCUCUCCAGACUGAUCCCUGAAAGCAUCGUGCGUAGAUGCCUGCUGGUUGCCAUGGUGAAUGAUGCUGAUGUGAAGAAAUGAAUAAUGCGAGCACUGGGGGCGACAGUGGGAUUACUCAGUGGUGAGAGAGGCAUCAAGGAGAGCCCAGAGCAGAGGAAGCCACCAUUCUUUCAGCUUUGGUCCACUCUGUCCCAGAAGGUAGAGCUCUAACCAGACAGACUGCGAGCAUCAGAAUCGGGAUGAACAUCGAGGUUGGGAACAUUUCUUACACGGGAGCCAUCAUCUCCUGGUCGUCCUCAGAGCCCUGCCUGGAGGACUAUUACCAUAUUAUGUACAGGCCCAACUGGAACAGCAUCUUCUCUGGCUAUCUUCGCUACAGCUUCCACCACGAGGAGAAGGUGCCUCGAACCAUCAGCUCCGUGGUGCUGGAACACCUCGCCCCUUCCACUCUCUACUUCCUCUGCAUCAGCUGUAAGAAGGGUGCCUUCCCCUAUAGGCACUACUGCACCAUGUUCCACACGCUGGAUAAGAGCCCACUGGCGGCCGGAAGCUCCCUGGUAGACCCCCAAAUCUCUCUUUGGGUGCUGAUGGCCAUUCUGCUGGCCUGCUUCACUGCUGUCCUGGCCUUUAUCUGCCUGCAGUUCUGGUGCAUCCGUUGUCAUGAGCCUCGAUGGUCAUACAGAGCUGGCCACAUGGAGGAAGCUAAUGGGCUGGUAAGAUGGCCGGAGGAGGCCCUUGCUCUUGGUCAGAGAGAGGAAGACCUGCAAGGGCUCCCCCUGGUGGAGCUGCGACGCAAGGACUCUGGGGCCGCAGCUGAAUCCGAAGCUGAAGCCCAGCAGAAUGCAGCCGAUGUGGGAGCCUUACCCACGGAGGGUAGCGGGCAACCUGCCAUCCCGGCUCAUUGCAAGGAGUGAGAAGAGGAGACAGCCCCCAUCAUGUGCCCAAAGCCCCCCAAGGAGAUCUGUAAAAAUGUACAGACUGCCCAUUUCUCUUCCUUUAAAUGUGAGUGCUAUUGUGAUCCCUGGUGUUGGAUAAAAGUCUCAUCAUGAAGCUUCUCAAACUAGAAAGCAAACCCCCCAGGGCUGCCGCAGGUCAAGCAUGGCUUCGCUUCACCCGUGUCCAUCUCGGGGUUAAGAAUUGCAGGCCCUACUUUAACAUUCAACCAAGCGCGGACACAUCAUAGAGUAGAAAGCAAACAUUUGCAUGACUUAAAUAAAGCACAGUAUUUGAAGGAAAUGUGUGGGCUGUAGAUUUAAGGUUAGGGAUCAGACAGUCUCUGAGAUUUGCCUUCUGUCAUUCUUUGGAGAGCAUGAGGAGCCUUACACCAGAGUGUUUUCCAACUUUCAGACAAUCACAUUUUACAUUACAUCCUAUUUUUUUUUUAAACCAUGGGCUUUUAUUAACAAUACUACUACUAAUAAUAAUACUUUCUCUUUAAAUUUGUUCAUUAUUAACUUUAAAUAUAUUUUAAAAUAUAGCCAUAUAUUACUCCCGUGAGGCCCAAGGGAUAAGGAUUCAUCUGGGUUCAUUGCACUUUUAGGUUUGGAGCGGAGAAAAUUUUCUGUCACAUUGUUGUAUUCACCUCGUCAGUUCCUCUCCUAAGUCCAACUCCGCUCACUUGUUGAAAACAGGGUCAAAUGUGGCUAUUUUUAUUCCAGCAGAAAGAAAAAUGCUGCCCUCUUUUUUGCUGGGUGACAUAUUUUACUCUCUGAGUGGCAUCCUUUAGUCCUCUCACACAACCCUGCGGUCAGAAACGAAUCUCUUGCACGUGGUGUGGCUCUGGUGGAACUCUGUGCUCACCGCUGCCCCGGCCCUGACAGUGGUGCAGGACAAAAUCCAGCAGGGGAGAGACUGUCUGAGCCCUGUGUGCCUCCAGCACUUUCAAUCUAGCCUGGGCCUGGCCUACAGCAGGUGCAUAUUCAACAUCCAAGGGGUGGAAAGAAGGCCUAGGACAGGCGCCUCUGGAGAGGGCCAGCGUCAGGCUGCACCAUGUGUCAACAAAAGCAGCACCGAGAUGGGACCGGAAGUGGCCCUUGGCUCUAGCACCAACCAUCUGCAAUCUCCGUCAAGUUCCACCUGUCCAACUUCUUCCUCUGCAAGUCCUUCGUAUUCACUCGCACAAAAUCCCGGAGUCACUGACCGACAUGCCGUGAAUCAAUUGAGAAACAAGAGGAGCCGGGGAGCCAAGACGAGAAGCCGCACGACGUGGUUCCCCACACACCCCGGGGCAGUGCUCACCUCAGUGUCCACCCAGCGUCCAGCCCCCAGGCCCAUGUCCGCCCCACCCCUGCUAGCUGUGAACAAAUAAAGAUGCACAGAGUUCACUCGCAGUUGGUGACGCCUGAAUCUCACGGCCGCCUCUCCAUCGCGACACCGUCCACCUUUCCCGAUUCCGGGACUGCUCUUCCGUGUGCUUUUUCUCACUGGCCCUCUCACAG